Molecule: messenger RNA, 840 nt
Organism: Dibothriocephalus latus
Lineage: Eukaryota; Metazoa; Platyhelminthes; Cestoda; Diphyllobothriidea; Diphyllobothriidae
Source: the annotation of a GenBank genome assembly
AUGGAAGAUAUAGACGACCAGACCAGAACAACGGAAGAAACGCCAAAGACGGAAGAGGAAAAAAUAACUACAGCGUCCGCCGCGGAGGAUGAAACCGAGGAAGAAGUACGUCCUCCUUGUAGGCGCCUUACUGAGGGUGAAAUUGAUGUUGACGAAGCUGAAAGUGAAAGCAGUGAUACCGAGGACGAGGCGCUGGCACCAGGAGGGACUAGGUCGUCUACCCUUCCGGCCGAGAGAGCCGCGGAGGACUGUCGUCUCUCUGCAAAACAAAUCACAACUGAAGAAUUUGCACUCUUUCCCUUUCUUCAGACAGCUAGUCGCCCUCUUCGGGAAGCUUUCUUAAUUGCUCGAAAUUCCGCGUGUUUGCUGUGGGUCGAGGACCCGACUACCCAGGUCACGUCUGACCGACUUGUCGGCUUCCUGGUAACUAGCCUGAACACUGAUGAUAUACGUGUUAUGUAUGAGGCUGGUCUGACUGCGCCUCUCCUGUCGAAGUCGGCCUCAACGGUGUCCGUGGGAUCAACUGCUCCGAGUAACGGAACCCGUUCAUUUUCUCCGCCGGCCAGCUGGUCUCCCUGGUCAACGCAAACAUCCCGUUUAAAUCUGGAACGCCUUGCCUACUUGGCUGUGCUAUUUUUGGAGAGAUUUGGCUACAUCAACUAUGGCAUUUUCAAGCUGCUUUCGCCUCCGCUCACACGAUUUACACCAGGCAACAAAUUUGGAGUCGGGAUGCCCGGCGCAACGGAGACCCCCCUGUCCCCGCUACGCAGGGCCGGCACGCCGGCGUCUGCUCGUCGCAGCCUCACUAACACCCCCGAGAAGCAGUCGACCAACAUCGCC